Messenger RNA from Rhizoctonia solani, 3135 nucleotides. RefSeq lists its product as uncharacterized. NCBI's taxonomy places the organism in Eukaryota, Fungi, Basidiomycota, Agaricomycetes, Cantharellales, Ceratobasidiaceae. The record is from RefSeq and is a predicted model, not a curated record. The transcript is spliced from 19 exons. The coding region runs from base 1 to 3135 and encodes 1044 amino acids.
AUGUCGUUCCCGAAGCUGUCGUACUCGAGGUUACGGAUUUAUUCAAUUCCCUAUAUUACCGAGUUUUUCUACGCUGGCUCAGCCGUUAUCCUUGCCAUUCUUAUCAUCGUAAAUAUCGCGCUCGUCGGAAAUGACGUGGUCACUGAGUUCAAGAAUACCCCAGACUUUAUCGAGACCAAGUGGUGGGCUCCCAAGUGGCUACCUGGCGGAAUGACAAUACCCACUACUCCAGGCCCGUGUCAGCCUCUCUCAUUGCCGCAACAGUCGACGUCGAUUCGAACAAAUUCGACGUUGGCAAUAUUUUCCUAUGCCCUUGUGAAUGGUGUAGGUUCAUUUAUAGGCCAGAAUGGAAUGGAAGAAUCCAGGUGGUACGGUGCACCGCACUACCAUGCGGAGCCGUUGACGAAUUGCACCGUUCAAAACAUAACAGCACUGUUCGAUUUCCAGAAUCGCGGACAUAAGUUAAUGUCACAGAUAACAUGCGAUAUUGACAGCGCCGAUCCUAAGACGCCUCCAAGCAUUAAACUUUCGACUACCUUCUCACGGGUAGCCAAUACUGACCUAGGCACCGACGAUAUAAUGACUUACAUAUACUCAUAUGAUGUCCCUCGGUUUGCCGAUAUCAGCAAAGCUCGGGCGACGCUUUUACCUCAAGAUAUCCCAACACUUACAGUGCUUGGUCUACUGGAUGCAAUUGGGAGCGAUCUGCUCAAGGCAAUAGAUGCCCUCUAUCUCGAUUUAGGGCAUUUUGAUGAAAGUGCGAAUGUGUUCCUCAACUACAAUGCGUUUCAGUCCCGCAUUAUUUCCGAUAAUUUUCUAGAAACGGUAGCAGGGGACGUAAUCAACAUAGCACGCCCGCCCCUUAACACUAGACCCUAUUCGUCUGACGAGUUCUGGAGGACUUGUACUUCGGGCUGGGGCUGUCUUAACGGGACUUGGACAAACGCGCUUUUAAAUCACAGCCCAGACGCUUCGAAUAUCACGAACGCAUUACCUCUCUCUUCGCUUCAGAGCCAGUACCCUACUAUCAUCGAUCAGAAAUUUAUGUGUCCAGUUUUUAAGACAAAACAAACCGGAGCUUUACUUGUUUCUGUUUUCGUAGUUGGUUGUCAAGCUACAUCUUUGAUAAAGAGGCGCGGUAUGAGAGAGAUUCUGUAUGAAAGCGAAGACUCAGGGACCCCCUACCACCAACACUCGCGUUAUUUAUCAACUGGGUCGCCUUCUCCUUAUGCUACUUCGUUCGAUGCAUCCCAUAUACCCUAUAGUAGUGCACGAGUAUCCCAACCAUCCAACAAUGGAAUCCAGUGCCGGAUUACCUUUUUACUUCAAAUCUACGCGAUUCCAUAUAUUACUGAGAUUUUUUAUGCUGGUUCAGCUGUUGUACUUGCAAUUCUCAUCACUGUUAACGUUGCCCUUGUUGGGAAUGACGUCGUGACCGAACUCAAGGACACCCCAGACUUCACCGAUAACAAGUGGUGGGCUCCUAGAUGGCUACCCAACAGCAUAACAAUACCUACUACUCCAGGCCCAUGUCAGCCUCUCACGUUGCCACAACAGUCAACGUCGAUUCGAACAAAUUCGACACUGCCCAUAUUCGCGUAUACGCUGAUGAAUGGUCUGGGGGUAUCCCGGAAUGCAAAUGGGGAUGAAGAACCCAAGUGGUACGAUGCGCCUCGCUAUCGUGCAGAGCCGCUAAGAAACUGUACCAUUCAAAAUAUGACUGCCCUCAUCAAUUUUCAAGACCGUGGACAUAAGCUAACUUCACAAAUAGUGUGCAGCAUUGAUAGUACCGACCCCGAGACACCCCCAAGUCUAAAGCUGUCGACCACCUUUUCGCGAAUGGCAAACACUGAUUUAGGAUCAGAUGAUGUUGUGAACUACAUAUCAUCGUAUUCCGUACCUCAGACGGCCGACAUAGGCAAAGCCCGGACGGUUCUUUUGGCCCGAAACGUUACAGCGCUUAAGAUGCUUGGAGUACUAGACGCUAUAGGGAGCGAUCUGCUCAAGGCAAUGUGGGCUCAGAAGUGGUCAUGGAAGCUGACCGGACGAGACAACCAGUGGCCAGAUCAAGCAGUCGUCAAAUGGGCAGACAAAACAAACUGUACCAGUGAAAGAAAGUGUAGGUCAAUUGGAGUAGGAAUCGAAGGUAUCGAUACAUGGUACUCAAACACCAGAGGAUCACAACGCUUCGAGCCAGAAUACUUCAUACCAAUCAAUACGACGAUGUACAAUUACUUUAUUGCUUUUAGGGACGCAAUAUACCUUGAUCUUGGUCGCUACGACCAAGAUACGAACAUCUUUCUAAGUAACGAUGCGUUCAAGGCCCGCAUCAUAUCAGAUCCCUUUCUGGGAACAAUAGCUGGCAAUAUCAUCAACGUAACUCGCCCUCACCCAUAUACCCAACCUUACUCUGCGAGAGAAUUUUGGAAUACCUGUACUUGGGGCUGGGGAUGCCUAAACGGAACCUGGACCGAUGCGCUUUUGAGUAACAAUUCGGCUGCAUCGAAUGUCACUAAUGGACUCCCUCUUACUUCACUUCAAAGUCAGUACUCGACUAUAAUUGAUCUCAAGUUCGUUUGCCCUGUUUUCAAAAGAAAGCAAACAGGAGCUUUACUGGUGUCUGUCUUUAUUGGCACAUUUUCAAUAAGGAAACGUGGAUACAGGGAGGUUCUUUACGAUACUGAAGACUAUGAAUCCAUUCAUUAUAAUCGCUCAGCAUGCCAUCCUGUUUCCCGUCCGACGUCUCCUUAUGCCACAGUGUUGGAUCUACCUUCUUUGGCCUACAACCAUCCAGAGCCGAUCAAAAGGUACGAUCCAGUACCAGAUCACAUCUUUAUACGCGCACCAAGGAAGGAGGAUGAAUUACCUCAAGGGGCAUGCACUCUAGGUGCUCCGAGUGUGUAUACACCGAAACUCGGUUUUAACACUCUUGCUGCAACUGCUCGUAGCAGCCAAUUUUCCCUGAACCCAACGGCAUCUCGGGACACUUUAAAUUUAAAUGCUGCAAGGGCUAUAUGGGACUAUCGCGAACCAGACCCCCCAGUACACUCUCCUCCUGGAGCCACUGCUCAAGAUGCCCGGAUUUUCCCACCGGCUCAGUUGCCUCGAAAGCCUCACCAGGCAGAAGAUGCAUAG